AUGCAAGCGGCGCAUGAUGGCUUUCUGCAUGCUAUCCACAGCCUGAAGCUUGACCGUGCCUACACACCUGGAACAACCGGUAUUGUCUCCUCCGCAGGCGGAACAUAUCUACCUACUUUCCUAGUAUCUCUGCUGUUACUACGGCGAACUGGUUCGACGCUGCCAGUGGAGCUGUUUAUGAAGGAUCGGACGGAGUAUGAGGCCUCGAUUUGCGAGACCGUUUUACCCCCAUUGGGCGUGAAAUGCUUGGUCCUCUCAGAUAUUCUUGCUGGUCAGGACAAUCUGCAGAGUAUGGAGAAGAUCGAGGACUUUCAGAUUAAGUCGUUCGCGAUGCUAUUCUCCUCGUUUGAGAGCUUCCUGUGGCUGGACGCGGACUGUGUCCCUCUGUAUGAUCCCGCUGUAAUCCUCGACUCUGAACCUUUCGAAUCCACCGGCCUUGUUACAUGGCCGGAUUUCUGGGCUAAUUCGGCUGCGCCGGUAUACUUUAACAUUUCUCGACAACCCGAGCCUCUCUCCACUACGCGGCAGGCUACCGAAGCUGGAAUCCUUGCUGUUUCGAAAAAGACUUAUUUUCCCACGUUGCUGCUCGCUGCCUAUUACAACUAUUAUGGACCGGAUUAUUAUUACAUACUUCUUGAUCAGGGUGCGCCCGGUGCGGGCGAUAAAGACACCUUCCUUCAUGCUGCAACUGCCCUUAACGAGACCUUCUACUCUGUUAGUGAGAAGCCGGUGGAUGUUGGAAAUGUCGCACCCUGGAAUGCAAAGGUCGCAAUCAAUGCUGGAUAUAUCCAAGCGGAUCCCAUUCAGGAUUAUAACCUGACGAGCCAACAGAAAUGGAGAGUCAAGGAUCCUUCAGUUGCCAAGCCACCCCGGGCCUUCUUCGUUCAUGCUGGAGACCCGGAAUUUAAUCCAGGCAAUGACCUGCUGGGCCAAAAGUUAGUAGAUUCCGACGGCAAACCUACUAGACUCUGGACUCAUCCCCCCGAGGCAAUGGAACGUCUAGGAUAUGACGCCGAGAGGGCGUUCUGGGAAGCGACUGUAUCGGUGGCGUGCGAUAUACGGCCAGCCUUUGAAUCCUGGAAGUCCAAGAGUGGACUUUGUGAGCAGGUGAAGGAGCAUUGGGAAGCUGUUUUUGAGAACCCAGAUGUAAAAGUUCCGGUGUUUGCAGGUAGCUAA
Molecule: messenger RNA, 1176 nt
Organism: Aspergillus lentulus
Lineage: Eukaryota; Fungi; Ascomycota; Eurotiomycetes; Eurotiales; Aspergillaceae
Source: RefSeq, a predicted model, not a curated record